Messenger RNA from Mugil cephalus (flathead mullet), 931 nucleotides. Its product is annotated as nectin-1-like. Gene Ontology annotation, biological process: heterophilic cell-cell adhesion; homophilic cell-cell adhesion. NCBI's taxonomy places the organism in Eukaryota, Metazoa, Chordata, Actinopteri, Mugiliformes, Mugilidae. The record is from RefSeq and is a predicted model, not a curated record. Gene Ontology annotation, cellular component: adherens junction.
AUGUUUCCCGCUACUGUCACUGCUGAAACCGACUGGUCAGAGCUGGUGAUGAUCAGACGCCAUGGAGCAGGGGGAGACGCCGCUAACGAUGCUGCAGAGCCAGCUCUGACGCUAAUCGCCGGCUCCCCCUCUGCACGUUGGCCGCCCUGGACAUCCUGCUCAGGAACUACAGCCCUCCAGGUGAUUGGUGGAAGCACAACAGUGGUGAAAGGAGGGACCGCCAUCUUACCCUGCAGACUCAUUGAGACCUCGGAGACCCUGACUCAGAUUACAUGGCAGAGGAGAACCAGAGAAAAACCUGAAAAUGACAACUUUUACACAAUCCACUUGGAUGGACCCCAAUAUGUUAAUGGACCUGAUCAUCGGUUUCAGUUUAUUGGGAAUUUUUCUGACAAAAAUGGAUCUCUACAGCUGUCCAAAGUUGAAUUGAAGGAUGAAGGCAUACACAAGACAGAGAUACCUCUGAACCUGCUUGUGCCUCCAGUCACAAGCCUGAAGGGUGAUAAUUUAACUUUGGGUACUGGAGAAGUUUCGCUUGCUACCUGCACGGCUGCCGGCUCCAAGCCUCCUUCAGAGGUGACCUGGCUCACUGGUACCCUGGCAGUGAGGGUGACGACCAACUCCACCCAGCAUGACAACGGUACAACGACCACAACCAGCUCACUGUUUGGAGUCCUUGGUUGUUGAUACUGUUUGGAAAUCAACAACCAGCUGGUUAAGUGCGUCAUCAGAACAACAGGCCUGCCUGAAGAACAAGUCCUGUCUUUGACCAUCCAAGUUCACUUCCCACCCAUGGACGUGACGAUUGUUCAACGUUCUGAAGACUCCUAUGAAUGUGUGGCCAAUGCCAACCCAGAGGCACAUUUCACCUGGAGCAGGUACAGUAGUUUAAAUAGCAGCCAUCAGUUAAGGCUCUCUUAAACAAGCAGCG